Molecule: messenger RNA, 3294 nt
Organism: Prionailurus viverrinus (fishing cat)
Lineage: Eukaryota; Metazoa; Chordata; Mammalia; Carnivora; Felidae
Gene: B3GNTL1
Product: UDP-GlcNAc:betaGal beta-1,3-N-acetylglucosaminyltransferase like 1
Exons: 9
Coding region: 1663-2592 (309 amino acids)
Source: RefSeq, a predicted model, not a curated record
CGCUUCACUGACUGAGCCAUCCAGGUGCCUCUCUACCUCACAGCUUUGGAUCAUUUUCCCUUUUUUCUCCCAGAAUCUUUUCUGCUCAACAAUCAGAUGCAAAGCCAGUCUUGACAAGACCAAAAAAUAGAUACAAUAGACACAGAAGUACAUCUGGGUCAGAUCAGGCCCUGGGGAGUCAGGAGCUGUUCUAACACACCUUUCUUCAGUGCAUGGUUCUAGAAGGAGGGGACAGGCUCUGUGGGAAGUAUGGGAAAAGCACAUGCACCUGUGGCCAAGGGUGUUUUAUCCCCAUUAGAAAAUGGACAAGAGACAUCUUACCAAAGAGGAUGGACGGGAGCACAUAAGCCACAGAAAGAGGGUCAGCCAUCAGGAAACAAGGUUAGAACGGUGAUGAGGGUCACCGCAGACCCGUUGGAAGGGCCGAAACCGAAGCCACAGCCACGCCAGAGGCCGGUGAGGAUGUGAGAGCACUUGGUCACUCACACACAGCUGGUGAAGCCAUUGUGGAAAAAACAGUUUGACACUUUCUUAGCAAAUUAAACAUGCAAAUACCCGUACAACCUGGCAGUCAUACUCAUGGGCAUUUACCCCAGAGAAAUGAGGACACGUUCGCACAAAACCCUGUACAUGAAUGUUCGUCGCAGAAUGCUAGUAACAGCCCACAUGUCCCGUAGUGUCUGUACUGUGCAGUGUUUUUCAGCCAAACAAGGAAAAACUGUUGUUGCACACAACAGCCUGGACGAGUCUCCAGAAAAUUAGGGAGCGGAAAAUAAUCCAAUCACAAAAGGCUACACACUGUAUGAUUCUGUUGAUUAAACGUUCUUGGAAAGACAGAAUUACAGCAUUGGAAUAACAGAUCAGCACUGCCACUUACAGAGAGGGGGUGUGGCUGUGAAGCUGCAAGCGUUCCCUUUGCUGGUGGUAACUUGCAGUGGUUUUUCAAGAUGUUACUGUUGGAGACACUGUGUAAAAGAUACACAUGAUCUCUCUCAAUUAUUGCUACUACCUGUGAAUCUACUGUUUUCUCAAAAAAAGUUUUAAAAAGCCCAUCAGCAAAAAAUGGCAAGCAAGCAAAAACUUUCUCAAAGCUCUUCAUUAGCACUUCUGCAUUAAUAUAAAUUAAUCACUCUGCAUAAGUACUAUAGAGAGCAAGAUGUAAGAAAUUCAAAUAUCGUGGUGGAACUUUGGCUAAUUUCUUAAUAAGGAGGCUGAUACGGGUCUCAGUAACCACUGUAAGGUGGAGAGAGCAGAGUCUGGGGCCAGCCAUUAGCACCCUUACAGGAGCUCUUUGAGCCUCAGCAAGGGGCAGGCCCUGUGCUGCCCAACGUCCUCCCUUGAAGGGGGCUCCCUCCUGCAGUGCCAGACUCAGAUGCCUGCAGUGGGGACCAGCCUCUUCCCACAACUGACUCUGACUCUGGAGGACUGGACCCUUCACACAGCAGUCAUAGACCUAUUUCAACAUCCUGCAGGCAGACACUUAAACAGAAGUGCAGAUGGUGUCCCUAGGUUUCAAGCUCUGUUGGAGGGGCGAACCGGGGCUGCUGGGGGCCAGGGGUGCAGAAGCAGGGAUGUGCACAGGGAGUCCUGUUGUCCCCCAGAGGAGGCAGGGCCAGGCUUCGAGGACCAAGGGUAGGAGGAGUGGUAACAAAAUGGUACAUUAUGGGAAGGGUGUUGCACUGCAGAACCAGGAUUCCUUCUGGGAUGGGGAGGGCCUGUCCGCUGGUACCCUUGGACUCUUAUUUAUUGAGAGGUGUUACUGCCUUCGGGAGGCUGAGUCACGAACAUUAUGGAGAAAUGGGACCGUUUGGAUUUCCUGCCCAGGAAGCUGCAGCAGAACCUUCUCAUGUCUGCUGCAGUUCUGGCUCAAGAAAAAGUUACUGGAAGCACCUGGAUGUCCGACCUUGUGUACAGAUUGUAGGUUGCCAGGUGAGGAGAGACCCUCCCAACUCCACUGAGCGAUACACAAGGUGGAUCAACCAGCUAGCGCCAGACCAGCUUCUCACUCAGGUCUUUACCUCCAAUGGCCCAACUGUGAUCAUGCCCACCUGGUUCUGCUCUCGAGCAUGGUUCUCCUACGUGGGCCCAUUUGACGAAGGCGGGAAGGGUGAGCCGGAGGACCUGUUGUUCUUCUAUAGCCACCUCAGAAAGGGCGGCGGGGUCAUUCGCGUGGACCAGAGCCUCCUCCUCUACCGCUACCACCCCAACGCGGCCACACACUCUGUCCUCGAGACCACCAUCUGGACCCAUCGCGUGCGCUUUCUGGAAGAGUGGGCGCUGCCGCACUGGGCCACCUUCACCAUCUGGAACGCGGGCAGGCAAGGCCGCCGGCUCUAUCGCAGCCUGACAGCCGGGAUGCGGCGCAAGGUGGUUGCUUUCUGUGACGUGGACGAGAACAAGAUCAGGAAAGGCUUCUAUUGCCAUGAAGACUCUCAGGAAAGGCCGAAGCCUCGGGUUCCGAUCCUGCACUUCCGAGCUGCACGGCCGCCCUUCGUCAUCUGCGUGAAGCUGGACCUCACCGGGGGCGCGUUUGAGGACAACCUGCGGUCGCUACACCUGCAGGAGGGCCGGGACUUCCUUCACUUCAGCUGAGGGCCUGGACAACUGCCUCCAGAGGGUCUGGCGGGACGCCGUCAGGGGAGCACACAAGGUGAACGUUCCCACAUGGUGCCUCGGCCCAGGCAAGGAAACCACUCCCGCUGAAGGACGCAGCAAAAGCACCUGCCGCUCGGCCCCCGUCCCCGUGCACGCCGGAGAGGGCAGCUGGCUCCCCAGCCCUGACCCCGUCGGUCUUGGCGCAGGGCCCCGACCCCAGCGCGGCCACCGCCUUCGCCUCCGGUGUGGGCGGCAGCUCCCACGUCCAGCCCGCAGACGAGGCGCAGCCCCGCGAAGCGCCGUGCACACCAGCCUCACUGAGGGGCCUGGGCUCUGGGGAAGACACACCUCGCCAAGGUGAGCGGGUGCACCGUAGUGCUUCCCCACAUCACCGGAGAACCCGAGAUCCGAGGACACACGCUCGCAGGGCUGUUCGCUGGGUUCCUGACUCCCGACUCGAGACUCUGCUGUGGGGGCGCAGCCGGGCUCAGGCAGGAUGCUUGGGUUGCCCACAACCGUGUGAGGGUAGGUGACCACGUGCAACGCCCACAAGCACCGGGCACGAUGGGGUGAGGCAGAGGCAAGGUUGGGCGCCCACCCCUUGGCCGUUUCUCUGGCCCGUCUAGGGUCGCUUGGGGCCACCCUCUGCCCCCCCAGGCCCCCGCAUCAGCAUCACACACAGAGACACAGAACUGCUCA